Molecule: messenger RNA, 1602 nt
Organism: Gamsiella multidivaricata
Lineage: Eukaryota; Fungi; Mortierellomycota; Mortierellomycetes; Mortierellales; Mortierellaceae
Exons: 2
Coding region: 1-1602 (533 amino acids)
Source: RefSeq, a predicted model, not a curated record
AUGGCAUGGGACAUUACACGCAGUGACCUUCAAUUAUUCGCCAAAAGUCUCGACCUAACCAGGAUUAUGCGCUUGACAGUGAACGGAAGCUGCUUCAAGAAGGCCUCGUUCGAUUUAUACAGGAGGCGCCGAUUUAAGCCUAUUGUGGAUCUCAUGGUUAAGGGACGGGCCAAGCGACUAGUACUUAAGGAGAUCGGCGAAUUCUACGUGCGUAUCGGCGACUCCCCUAAAACUAAGGACCCUCAACUUCAGCAGCUUCAAGUGCUCGUGAUUGAUUCUGAACUCUCCUUGAAAGAACAGGUCAAGGGCAAGGGCAGAAACAGUGGCGCCAGGACGGGUUUCGAAACCAUCCUCGAGUGCUGCUCCUCUGUGACCGAACUGACGUUCAACGCCGAUGAUCCACACAUCCCACUCAACCUUAUAGCGAACAAGAUCAGCCUUCUUCAACGUCUCGAAAAGAGCCGGCAACUUACCGAGGUCUGUAUCGGGUGCCGUCCCGAACGCACUCUGGCCGUCAUUGACCUGAUCACAUCGACAAGAGUUGCCAUUAUCCAAGAGGACGGGCUGAGUACACUCUGCAAACUGGGGCUCUCCGAGGAUGUCGACUCCAUGGACAAGAACAUUGUCAACAUAACCAUCGACUUUCCCAACGGCACUGAUGCGCCUAGCAUAUCUACUAAUAUCACCAUGCGCGCAACCGAUCCAGCGGUAAAGUUCAGUCCUCUCUGGGAGAUCUUCAGUCGAUACGGCUGGUCCAUCAAACGACUGGAAACGAACCAAGCAUUCACUGACGACCUCGCCAAGCUAAUUGAUAACGACGAUGGAAACAAGAGACCGCAGCUCGCGUCGCUGACGCUGAAUCCGACUUCGUUGACUAUGGACGGAAUUCGGCGCAUGUGCAGCGCCAUCGAUUACGCAAGGUCUCAAAACAUAGGACCUCAGUUGGAGCUUGGUUUCUGCUUCGAUCUACUGGGUAAUGAUCUCCAUCAUCAAAAGACGGCGUGCCUGAUUAUCCAGUACCAAGCGGCAUUGAAAUCGCUGACGGUACAUAGAGGUCCGACUAGUCCAGAGAUGUCCGAAAUUACAAUAACCGGCUUACUAAGGCGCUGCUUCCCAGAGCUUGGUAUAUUCAAGAUCGCUUGUUCAAGCAAGGCAGAGCUUUCAAAGCGCUGCAUCGAAUGGGUUUCCGAUAUGUUCGUGGCCCCACCUCUACAGGAGACACCCUCAUCGUCCGCUCAACCAUCCUCGCUCGGAUCCCCAGCUGAAAGGUCUCUAUAUACCGUAUCCCAUACACUUAAAGCAUGGCAAUCGUUAAAGGAGAUCCAGAUCGAGCAUGCGGUUCUCAACCCGGGGCACUGGAUAUUUCUGAUCUACAGCAUCGACUUCUCUGCGCUGGAAAACCUGAGCUUCAAGGGAUCCAACUUCUCGUCUGAACAAUUUGAGAUUUUGGUGAAAAAAGUAUCCAGCCUCGAAUGUGUAGCACCAUUGAAGACGCUACAUGUUGAUGGCACAGAUUUAACUAUAAAAAAUCCUAGUGAGCUUUGGGUAUCGAUAUUAGCAUUCCAAAACAAGGCGCCGAAUGUGAAGAUCGAAGGGCUGUGA